GUUCCUUCACUCGGCUGAAGAUGGCGGAGGGUGGCGGCUCGUCGCUGAAGGGGCUGCGGGAGCAGAUGGUUGCUGCAGCCCAAGCAAUAGCAGAAGAAAGAAGAAACCAAAGUGGUAUUAGCCCUGUUCCAGUCCAAACUGCAAUAAACCUACAGACUGCAACUAAACCAGUGAUAGAUGGCUCUACUCUCAGAACAGAAGAAAGACAAAGACUAGCCCGGGAGCGAAGAGAAGAGCGGGAAAAGCAAAAUGCUGCCAAAGAAACACAGAUAUUUGAAAAGGAAAAAAAAGCAAAACUCCAGUAUGAAAAACAGAUGGAAGAAAAGCAGAGAAAAUUGAAAGAACAGAAACAGAAAGAAGAACAGAGAAGAGCUGCAGUAGAAGAAAAAAGAAAACAAAAAAUAGAGGCGGAAAAGGAGCGAUAUGAAGCAGUUGUGCAUCGUACCUUGGAGCGGAGCCAACGGCUGGAAACACGACAAAAGAGAUGGUCAUGGGGAGGGUCUGUAACUUCAAAUUCAGACAGCAAGACUGAGCCACAGACUGCAGAUGAAGGUGGAGCUGCCAGCAAACGUUCCACAUCCACAGCAAACCUCAAACAAACAGAAGCUGUCAUUAACAAACGUUUGUCAUCUUCUACAGCACUUCUAAACUCUCCUGAUCGGAGUACCACAAAGAGAAGUGCUUCAUUAAACAGACUGAGUAACAAAGUUUCUCUGCAGUCUGAGCAGCCACCACCAAAAGGUUCACAGGUGGAACAGAAAGGAGGAACAGAAAAGAAGAGGAGCACGUCUUUGAAUAGAAUAAGUAGUAAACCCCAUUCUUCUACUGAACUAGAGAAAGUGAAAAAGGAAGAAAGACCAGCUCGUCGCUCUCAGAUCAGUCCUCUGGAGAGUAAUGUAAUCAGUCGCCUCCUCGCCCCCACACAGGCCUCCUUAGCUAGGAGUAAAAGUGCUGCUACAUUAUCGGCUGAUGGACAAGAUCCCUCAGCUUCAGCCAGUUCCAUCAGUUCUCCAAUCCAAACUCCUAAAGUGCCUGUGCGCAGCCGUAGCAUCGACAGAUUGAAGACCACUGUAUCUUCAUCUGACACCAGCUCUCCAGAAUCCACACAGAAAUCGGCGACAGAAAAGCAGUACCCAAGUCCUGCUGGGAGGCGCCCUCCGUCGCCAUCUGCGUCAGCUCGUAGAAGAUCUCCGUCCCCUGCUAACUUGGCAAAACGUCCUUCAUCUCCCUCUACAGCUAGACAAAAUCAAAAGGCCCGUCCACCUUCACCUAGUGUAUUGAAACAAAGGCCAUCAUCCCCCACUACAGUCUCCAAACCAGCACCUAUUCAACGCCUGCCUCUCACACCAAGUGUUGUGAAUAUUACCAAAAAGAAACCUGAAAUGGAGUGCAAACCAAAGGACAAGUGCGAAGAAGGAGCAGGACAAGAGCAUGGCACUUCUCCAACCUCUGAGAGGGAAACUGUCGCAAUUGCUGCAAAGACCAAAGAAGAAUCCAGUAGCAAAAAUAUUCCGGGAACCACAACAGCCGAAGAAGCCGCUAAAAUCUUAGCAGAGAAACGACGUCUUGCCCGGGAGCAAAGAGAGCGUGAAGACCAGGAAAGAAUUCAGAGAGAAGAGAAGGAAAGGAGCAGAGAAGAAGAAAUGGUAAAGAAAAUGAUUGAAGAUAAAGCACAAAGAGAGGAGGAGCUCCAAAGACUGGAGGAAGAAAAAAGACUUGAUGAUGAAGAACAGCAAAGACAAGCUGAAGAGAGAGUUCUCAAAGAACAGGAGGAGCAGGAAAAACUAAGAGAGGAAGCUGAAGCAAAAGCCCAAGAAGAAGCUGAAAGACAACGGCAGGAGCGAGAGAGGAUUAUGCAGCAAAAUAUGCAGGAGAGACUUGAAAGGAAAAAGAGAAUUGAAGAAAUAAUGAAAAGAACUCGGAAGUCAGAACAGAAUGAAGCCAAGAAUGAAGAGAAGUCUGCUAAUGAGGCUGACGAGGAAGAGGAUGCUGAAGAGGAGGAAGAGUUGGGCCUUGAAAAAACAUAUCAACCAGAAAAGAUAAAUGGUGUUGAUCUGUCUCAAGAAAUCAAGGUGCAGACACAAUAUAGUUCUGAGUUUGCAUGUGGUUUGACUUCUAUAGAAUCUUCAAUGCAAGAUAUGUCAAAAAUGGAGGCGGAUGAAGUACUUAUGAAUGGAGAUGAGCAAGACAUUUAUCAGAAGAAGAAGAAUGAGGGGUCUUUGCAUGUUAUGCAGCUAAAGGAUUACAGUCCUUCAGCAAAAGAAAUGGUUAUCCAGAAUUCAGAAAUAUUGCACGUUAAUGAAGCUGAUUGUACGAUUGGACUUAUACAGAAUCUCAAUGGAAAAUCUAAUGCAUGGACUUUUGAAGAAAUUAUUGAUCUUGGAGUACAUUCCAAGUCAACCAAACUGAGUUCAGACAGCAUCACUGCUGAUAACUGUAAUGAAAACUUGAAUGAUGCUGCUACCCUUCCCUCUAGUCCAAAAUUGGCAUUUGAGGACGAUGGCACGGUGAAUUCCUUGACCAAACCUAUCGAGACUGCAUCAGCCAUAUUGGAUCAGUCCAAAGGUCCAUCUAGCCCAGUAUCCUGUCUACCAAGAGUGGCCAAUGCCAGGUGCCCCAGAGGGAGUGAAUCUAACAGGAUCUCCAACACACCAGUUCAAAAACGUGCUCCUAACCAGAGAUCUCCACCCACAUGA
Molecule: messenger RNA, 2696 nt
Organism: Emys orbicularis (European pond turtle)
Lineage: Eukaryota; Metazoa; Chordata; Testudines; Emydidae
Gene: MAP7D3
Product: MAP7 domain containing 3
Exons: 22
Coding region: 21-2696 (891 amino acids)
Biological process (GO): microtubule cytoskeleton organization
Cellular component (GO): microtubule cytoskeleton
Source: RefSeq, a predicted model, not a curated record